GAUUGUGUAGUUCUGAUGGAGCCCCCUUUGAGCAAGAGGAACCCGCCAGAGCUGAGAUUAGCGGAUUUGGCAACGGCUCAUGCCCAGCCGCCUCAGAAUAUGACAGGCUUCCCGGCGCUGGCCAGCCCGCCCGCCCACUCCCAACUCCGCGCUGCUACCGCGCACCUCCACCCGCGGGACCUGGGUACUGACCCCGGCGUGGCCGUCACUGCGCUUGGACCCGAGCACAUGGCCCAGGCGAGCGCUCAGAGCCUCAGCCCUCCUUCCCAGGUGCUCCCGGCGCAGUCCGAGGCUCCAGCGGCUGCUGCCCGCACUGUGGCCGUAGUCGCGCAACCAGGCUCCGGCACCUACCCCGGCGGCGGGGGCAGCAGUGGCGCGCAGUCCUCCGCGCCCCCGCCCCCAGCCCCUCCUCUUCCUCCCUCCCCUUCACCCCCUCCUCCUUCCCCUCCCCCGCCUCCUCCUUCUGCCCUCUCGGGCUACACCACCACCAACAGUGGCGGCGGCGGCAGCAGCGGCAAAGGCCACAGCAGGGACUUCGUCCUCCGGAGGGACCUUUCCGCCACGGCCCCCGCGGCGGCCAUGCACGGGGCCCCGCUCGGAGGGGAGCAGAGGUCCGGCACCAGCUCCCCCCAGCACCCGGCCCCGCCUCCCCACUCGGCCAGCAUGUUCAUCUCUGCCAGCGGCACCUACGCGGGCCCGGACAGCGGCGGUGGCCCGGCGCUCUUCCCCGCGCUGCACGACACUCCAGGGGCUCCCGGCGGUCACCCGCACCCGCUCAACGGCCAAAUGCGUCUGGGGCUGGCGGCGGCGGCAGCAGCCGCGGCUGCUGAGCUGUAUGGCCGAGCAGAGCCGCCCUUCGCUCCACGCUCUGGGGACGCGCACUACGGGGCGGUGGCUGCCGCUGCGGCCGCCGCCCUGCACGGCUAUGGAGCCGUGAACUUAAACCUGAACCUGGCUGCAGCGGCGGCCGCAGCGGCAGCGGGGCCUGGGCCCCACCUGCAGCACCACGCGCCGCCUCCGGCGCCGCCGCCGCCGCCGGCGCCCGCGCAGCACCCGCACCAGCACCACCCCCACCUCCCAGGGGCAGCCGGGGCCUUCCUGCGCUACAUGCGGCAGCCAAUCAAGCAGGAGCUCAUCUGCAAGUGGAUCGACCCCGACGAGCUGGCCGGGCCGCCACCGCCACCGCCCCCGGCCGGCGGCGCCAAGCCCUGCUCCAAAACUUUCGGCACCAUGCACGAGCUGGUGAACCACGUCACGGUGGAGCACGUGGGCGGCCCGGAGCAAAGCAGCCACGUCUGCUUCUGGGAGGACUGUCCACGCGAAGGCAAGCCCUUCAAGGCCAAAUACAAGCUCAUCAACCACAUCCGCGUGCACACUGGCGAGAAGCCCUUCCCCUGCCCCUUCCCGGGCUGCGGCAAGGUCUUUGCACGCUCUGAAAACCUCAAGAUCCACAAGCGCACUCAUACAGGGGAAAAGCCUUUCAAAUGUGAAUUCGAUGGUUGUGAUAGGAAGUUUGCCAAUAGCAGUGAUCGAAAGAAACAUUCCCAUGUCCAUACCAGUGACAAGCCCUACUACUGCAAGAUCCGAGGCUGUGACAAAUCCUACACUCACCCGAGUUCUCUGAGGAAGCACAUGAAGAUUCACUGCAAGUCCCCCCCACCUUCUCCAGGAGCCCUUGGUUACUCAUCAGUGGGGACUCCGGUGGGUGCCCCCUUGUCCCCUGUGCUGGACCCAGCCAGGAGUCGCUCUAGCACUCUGUCCCCUCAGGUGACCAACCUCAAUGAGUGGUACGUUUGCCAGGCCAGUGGGGCCCCCAGCCACCUCCACACACCUUCCAGCAACGGAACCACCUCUGAGUCUGAAGAUGAGGAAAUGUAUGGGAACCCUGAAGUUGUGCGGACGAUACAUUAGAAUUUAUCAUUAUUAAUAAGUGGGAGUCCUUGGACCAUAUCCUAACCUGAGACAAUGCCGAGCCUGAGACAAACGUGUGACUCAGACUUGCUACUGGUCUAAUUAGCCCUAUUUAUUCAGUAUGAAACCCUAUGGUGUUUGUACAUUUAAUUAAUUUAAUUAAGAUAUUUGGGCUUUUUUUUUUUUUUUUUCUCUCAAAAAAGCAAACAAAAAACAACCAAGCUGGACUUGUACAUUGCAGGGAGACAGGGCUGAGGGCGAAUUGUACCAAGGAAAAUGAAUGGAGACAUUAACCGAGAAACACACUGCCGAUACAUAUAUAUGUGUGUGCAUACAUGUGUAUAUAUAUCACACACAUAUAUGCAUGUGUGUGUAUAUAUUUAAAGGGGGGAGAAGAUGAGCAUUAAGUCAGAACUUCACACAGCAACCAGGCCCUCUGCGUUUCCCGGAGUGCCUCUUGAAUGCCUUUGACACCGUAACGCAGGCUGCUUUUGAGCCUCCUUGUCAAGCCCCAAUUCUGCAAAGGCCUCUUGAUUGUAAACCACACACUUGCUGCAUCGCCAACAGAUCUUGGACUGUGCCUGUGUCCAAAAGUAUUUGUAAAAGCCCUUUAAGUUCUAAUAUUUAUAAUUUUUAAUUUUCAUGCUUUUAUUACUGAUCUCAUCUUAACAUGAUAUUUUUAUACAGGAUUAUUUCUUCAGAACCCUUCCUUGUGUGAUUAAAAAAAAAAAAGUGCAGCAACCUUAAUCUAUCUCCAUGUAUUGUGCUACUGUGAUUGUUCAAGCAAAAGUGGAGAGAAGAAAAGCUGCUGCAAAAGAGACAACUGUGAAACUGUGAUCUUUUAUAAAAUAGAAGAAAUUCAAGUGCUUUCUUUUUCCUCUCUGGAGUUUUUUUGUUUUGUUUUGUUUUGUUUUGUUUUUGUUUUGUUUUGUUUUUUUAAAAUCUGAAAUCUCAGAUGCUGCCUUCUUACUGUGUCCAAACUUCUUGUGUAAUAAAGAGAUUGUUUUUGAGCAUAAAUUCUUUGGGAUGCCAACAUUGACAGUCAAGUCUGAGGAGGUGUGAUGCCCUUUUUUUUUUUUUAUUGAAAGCUGUUUUUGAAAUGGGCCAACUCCUCUUUUAUACUAUUGUGUCAACCUUUAAAAAAAAAAAAGUCUCUAUUUUUUACUGCCUAAAUGCAGUUGAGUGCAUUUUCUUCCACCUGAGUACUGAGCACCCAAACUCUCUUCUUGAAAAUGAUAAUGUGAAAUACAUGACUUACAUUGAAAGAGGGGAGGGAGUUGCUAUACAUAUUAAAAUUUUUAAAAGGUUUAUAGUUACCACCAAACAUUGAUGAAUGUGUGACCUUUGCCAGAGCUGUCAAGCUAGGAUAAAAAAGGUCAAGGACCUAGGACAAUAACUCUUAGUCAAUUUAUUUUCGGUUGGUACAACACAUCUCCUGUGCAAAAUGUAGUCCAUCAGAAACAUCAUACAAAUAUACUAAAGAGCACUAAUUUAUCCUCAGAGACCCUGAAGACACCCCCUCCCCAGGGUUUGUAGAAAUUUGUGUGCUGUGAGUGGUUGAUGUAGUCUUGUCAUUGUUAAUAACUUGUAUGUGAACACUUUUAUUUGUACAGUUGAAUUAAUUUAUUUUCAGACAUUGUUUCCCCCCUUCCCUCCCACUCCCCGGAAGAGUUCAAAGCACACCAAAGAAUUAUAUUAUACAUUUUGGUGAAAGAUUAUCAUUUAUGAUUCAUGGUUUAUUUAAAAAAAGGAAAGGAAAUGGAAAAAUAUAUUUUUGAGCUUACUUGAAUGAACAACGUAAUGUGAAAACCAAGACUCUUCCUGCAUGUCUUUUUUGCAUUGUGUUGAUGAGAUUAUAUAUAGUUUAUAGAUAUAUUACUAGUACAGUGCAUGGUGCUGUCACUUGGAAAGCCUUUCAAUGUUGUCCUCAGAUUGUUACAGUAAUUAUGAAUCAUGCAGACCCUCCUUUAUAAAGAAAAAGACCAUAAAACUUGAAUAUAAAAUAAUUCUACAUUUUAAAAGUUUAUUUGAUUUUCAUAUUAAUCACUUUCAAAGUCCUUUCAAAUAGAAAAAUAAGGUAUGAAUUUUGGGGGGAUAAUUUAUGUAUUGUAAAAUUAUUAGGACAAAAUAUUCCUGAUGUAUAAUGAGUUGUUUUAUUUAUACAACUUUUUCAAUGGUAGUUUGCACUAUUCUUUAUUAUGCUACAGGUUUAUUUAUUAUGAAACAAAGGAAUAUGUAUUUUAUGUAUUUUGUCAUGCAUAGGUUAACUCUGCCACAGAUUUAUUGGUUCCUGAUACACCUAAAAAAAAGCUUAAAAUGUGUACCUCCAAUAGAAAGAAAGCAAGAAUGACUAUGAAGUAAGAAAUGUAA
Molecule: messenger RNA, 4281 nt
Organism: Marmota monax (woodchuck)
Lineage: Eukaryota; Metazoa; Chordata; Mammalia; Rodentia; Sciuridae
Gene: Zic5
Product: Zic family member 5
Exons: 2
Coding region: 16-1911 (631 amino acids)
Biological process (GO): central nervous system development; regulation of transcription by RNA polymerase II
Cellular component (GO): nucleus
Molecular function (GO): RNA polymerase II cis-regulatory region sequence-specific DNA binding; DNA-binding transcription factor activity, RNA polymerase II-specific
Source: RefSeq, a predicted model, not a curated record